AUGCUUUCGAAUUUUAGUGACUCGAUGGUUAAUGCAAACAGUGAAGGGGAUGCUCUGAUUGCCUUCAAACAAAGCUUGUCUGAUCCAACCAAUGUCUUAAAGAGCUGGGAUCAAAAUCUUGUUGAUCCCUGUAGUUGGUAUUUUGUCAAAUGCAACACCGCUAACCAAGUCAUCCGACUAUGCAUAUGCAAGGACGUGGAAUCUCGAAACCUAGCUGGUCACUUAGUUCCUCAACUUGGGAACCUGCAAUACCUACAAUACCUGUCACUUAACAAGAACCAGCUUCAAGGAAGUAUACCCACUGAAUUGGGAAAUUUGAAAAGCCUUGUUGCCUUGGAAUUACAAGACAACAAUCUCACAGGAACCAUUCCACCUUCAUUGGGAAACCUCAAGUCCUUAGUAUUCUUACGGCUCAGUAAUAAUCGCGGCUUAAUCGGAGAUAUUCCGCAGGAAGUUUCAAACCUUCCAAAUCUAAAAGUCUUGUAAGUCAGC
Rhododendron vialii is the source of this 492-nucleotide messenger RNA. RefSeq names its product leucine-rich repeat protein 2-like. The coding region runs from base 1 to 486 and encodes 161 amino acids. The transcript is spliced from 5 exons. Gene Ontology annotation, molecular function: protein binding. The record is from RefSeq and is a predicted model, not a curated record. NCBI's taxonomy places the organism in Eukaryota, Viridiplantae, Streptophyta, Magnoliopsida, Ericales, Ericaceae.